UGCACGGGGCAGAGGGACCGGCACCCUGGCUCGGCUCAGUGUGCACAGAGGGGCUGUGGCAGAAGAAGGGCUCGGAGCAGGCUCUGCCGCUCAGAUCACCAUGUACAGCUUCAUGGGUGGCGGCCUCUUCUGUGCGUGGGUGGGGACCAUCCUCCUGGUGGUGGCCACGGCAACAGAUCACUGGAUGCAGUACCGGCUGUCAGGGUCCUUCGCCCACCAGGGCCUGUGGCGAUACUGCCUGGGCAACAAGUGUUACCUGCAGACGGAGAGCAUCGCCUACUGGAAUGCCACCCGGGCCUUCAUGAUCCUCUCUGCGCUGUGCGCCACCUCCGGCAUCGUCAUGGGCAUCCUGGCCUUCGCGCAGCAAUCCGCCUUCACCCGCCUGUCCCGACCCUUCUCGGCGGGCAUCAUGUUUUUCGCCUCCACCCUCUUCGUGCUGUUGGCCUUGGCCAUUUACACGGGAGUCACGGUCAGCUUCCUAGGACGCCGCUUUGGGGACUGGCGCUUCUCCUGGUCGUACAUCCUGGGCUGGGUGGCCCUGCUCAUGACCUUCUUUGCAGGGAUCUUCUACAUGUGUGCCUACCGCAUGCACGAGUGCCGGCGCCUGUCCACGCCCCGCUGAGCCCGACGGCUGCCCAGUUAAAAUGAGGUCGCUGGAGAGGAGGGGGGUCUGGGGACCUGAAAUCCUGGUUCCUGGGGGGAUGAGGGAAGUUAGUCCCAGACUGUGGGCAGGGGCCCCUGACUCCUGUGUCCUGAGGAGGAAGGAGAAAGAACAGGGUCUGGUGGCAGGGAGUGGAGGAGACCCAGGUCCCAACCUGCCAGGCGGUUGUUAGAGAAACAGAACAUGCUUUAG
Molecule: messenger RNA, 853 nt
Organism: Sciurus carolinensis (gray squirrel)
Lineage: Eukaryota; Metazoa; Chordata; Mammalia; Rodentia; Sciuridae
Gene: Lim2
Product: lens intrinsic membrane protein 2
Exons: 5
Coding region: 101-622 (173 amino acids)
Cellular component (GO): plasma membrane
Molecular function (GO): structural constituent of eye lens
Source: RefSeq, a predicted model, not a curated record